Molecule: messenger RNA, 2408 nt
Organism: Pecten maximus
Lineage: Eukaryota; Metazoa; Mollusca; Bivalvia; Pectinida; Pectinidae
Exons: 10
Coding region: 1-2196 (731 amino acids)
Molecular function (GO): NAD+ binding
Source: RefSeq, a predicted model, not a curated record
AUGGCGGAUGAAGAGGAACAAGAUUCGACAGAGUCUUUGGAUGAGAAGAGUGACGACGAGGAGGAACCAUCAGCUAGAAAUGCACGAAAAUGUUCCUGGCUUUCACAAUCAAUACUCAAGAAAGAGAAUAAAGCCAGAGUGAAACAGAUUUCAAAAAUUCUAAAGAAACUGGAAUCAGAAAAAACAGUAGACGAUUUACAGGUCCUGGCUAACUCACCUGAAAUAACAAAAAGAUUAACUAAACAGGCCUUACGCAGAGAUGCAAUGAAGACAAGAACAUUAGAGAUAAAAGACCCAGAAGAAGUAUUACAAAAGAAAUGUGAACAGCUAGCUGAUGCAAUCAAAGAAUCCAGGAAUAUUGUCAUAUAUACUGGGGCAGGCAUAAGUACUGCUGCAUCGAUACCUGACUACAGAGGACCAAAUGGUGUGUGGACGCUGCUUCUGAAGGGACAGCAACCUAUAGCCCAGGAUCUAAGUGAUGCAGAGCCGACUGUGACACAUAUGUGUAUAACCGAACUAGAGAAGGAAGGCCAUGUAAGCCAUGUCGUGUCUCAGAACUGUGAUGGUCUUCAUCUCAGAAGCAGUUUUCCUCGGAGGAAGUUGUCGGAGGUCCAUGGUAACAUGUACAUUGAGCUUUGCAACAACUGUAAGCCACCACGAGAGUAUAUACGCUUGUUUGAUGUAACUGAGAAAACUGGUGUGCGCCGACAUGGUACUGACCGUAAUUGUCACAGUUGUAAGAAACCUCUUAGAGACACCAUUGUACAUUUUGGAGAGAAAGGUGGAGUGAAGUCACCUUACAGAUGGAAGGAAGCAGGCAAGGCAGCUGAGAAUUGUGAUCUGAUCCUGUGUCUGGGAACUAGUCUAAAGAUUUUGAAAAUGUAUGCCUGUUUAUGGUGUAUGGACAGAAGACCAAACCGGCGCCCCAAACUCUACAUUGUCAAUCUUCAGUGGACUCCUAAAGAUGAUUCUGCUACUCUGAAAAUUAAUGGUUGUUGUGAUGAUGUGAUGAAGCGAGUGAUGGAUAGGUUUGGAUACACUAUACCUACCUAUUCCAGGAAUACAGAUCCAAUAUUUAGACAUGCCACUCCUUUGAAACAUCAUGAACUGAAGAAUGUGAACAAAAAGAUUCUUGAAGUCCCUACAAAUUAUGCCAGAAGACGAAGAACUGUAACUAGGAAGAAACAGUGUAUCACGAAAAAGGUGAAUACAGAUAACAGUCAGUUAUCAGUCGCUACAGAGGAUGCGAAAGUAAUGUCAGGAGUUAUCUCCCCUUUGAACAGAAUUGAGAAGAAAGAGUGUGCAGCUGAAGAACAAUUCAGUGAUAUUAAGUCAAGACUACAUAUGCCAAUGAAGACACUUACCUCCAAUAGUCUUCCAUGCACCGUAUCAAGUCAGUCACAAGAGUCAGUGUCUUUUCCGUUAGAUUUGUCCAUGUCGGGUCCAUCUAUCAGGACAUGGAAGUUAGACCAAGCUGGAGAAUUUGUCAGUGAAAGUAGUCUUCAACAGCGUGAACUGGCUGAUCCAUGUCCAAAAUGUGCUGCCAUUCAAACAGUAGGAUCAUUAUGUAUUUGUUCUCCAGUGCCAAGACUGAACCUACCACCUCAGGGUAUACCAAUACACUAUAUGUCUUACGUACAGAUGCUGGGCAAUCCCAGAUUCAUGCAAUUAUCCCCACUCCAUCCCAACUUAUGGCCAGUUCCAUUGAUCCCCCAAGUCUUUCAGCCCAGUAACAAGAUUGACAAUGUGCUCAAAGACCACUGCUACCUCAACAAGGAUCAGAUGCAAAAAUUAUCCCCAAAAAGUGAAGGAACAACAAAGAAAGGCAGUUCAUCGACAAGUUCCAUCAAUUCUCCUGUGAGAAGGGAGACAAACUUUGACGAAAAACAACCCUCCAACAAUGCAAGUGCUUCCCAAUCACACCCUGGCGAGGUGAUGUCUGGCUUUCCUGAACAGUCGUCAGAAGUGGGAGAUAAUAGGUUACUACAAAUAUCACAGAAUGAAGGUGAUUCCACUUGUUCGGCAAAGGCCCGUCACAAGCGCCACAAUACCUAUCAGGAAACCACUGUAGACAACGAGGAUACGACAGACAUAACCGAUACAACCUCAUCUUCAAAGAAACCUAAAAUGUGCCGCAGCCUUUCAGUACCGGGCUGGUUCGGGAAAGGAUUAAAGAUAGGGAAAAAGAAACGAUGACAAUCAGCUGUCAUUCAGGGAAAUAGAUAAAGCCUUUUUUAUUUAAUUUUUAUUCUCUGUGAUAUAAUUGAUUACUCAGGUAUUAAUUUAAAUGUUUUCAUUUUGAGAUUAAGUGCAAAAAUUCAUCAAAUUGCGUAAACGAAGAUCCCAUUAACUUUCUAUACACUUUCUGGCUUAGAAGUGUGUGUUUGAUCCGGUUUAAUUUGAACAUA